AUGUCAACAUCAAAUAAAACCUAUAAAUAUUCUGUUGAAUUAAAUAUAUGUGCUGUUGAUGCGCCUGGUACUCGGUUAACAACAAAAGGUGAUAUAUAUAUCAACAUUUGUCUAUUGGGUGUACAUCAGCGUACACAUUUUAUGUCACCUUAUUUACCAAUGCAUAUUAAUCAAAAGUUCUACUUUGAUAAAAUUUUUAAAUCGUGUCACGAUCCUCGAGAUAUUAUUCAACGACUUCAACGUGAACAUGUUCUUAUUGAAUUAUUACAAGCGAAUGGUUCAUCAUCAGUUCUUUUGGCAAGUUAUGAAACAAGUGCAAAAGAUUUUCUUCAUCCAUAUUCAUCGAAUCGAAUACAAUAUGUUGGUUUACGACGUUAUGUUGUUCUUAGUCGAACAAUUGAUUUCCCAGGAAUUUCUCCUAGUUUAGAAUUUAGUGUUAGUCCAUCUGUUGAUGUUAUGACUGGGAGAAAAAAGAUAGCUACAACUCAUGAAUAUAUAAAACCUAUUGUAUCACACGGAAAAAGUCCAAAACGAUCAAAGUCAUUAACAUGGAGACCAUCAUCUGCAUAUCCAAAUCGUUCUUCAUUGAAUGAUUCAGCUAUUGUAUCAACGUCACUAACAUCACCUACAAUAUCAUCUGCAGUAAAAAAUGAUUAUUCACAACCUGAUAUACAGGCAAAAUUACGUGAAUUAGCUGUACCUGGAGAAGUUAAAUACAUUGUUGCGAUUGAUAACACAGUGGGACGAAAGCCAUUUGUUGUACGACACGUUAAUAAUGAUUUAAUCGGCCGUAAGCCUCUAUCUCAUUCUGUGUUCAAUGAUGGUUUAGUUGUAAAUGACUAUUCGUUGUCUCGUGGUAACAGUUCGAUGUCAUUGCAUUCAUUGAACGAUGGCGCUUAUCGCUCUCGAUCAGUUUCUCGAGGUAAUCGUCGUAGAAGUGGUUCAAGAGGACCACGAGCUCGAUCGGUAUCAACAUCUCGUCGUGAAUUGAGCCCAUUUCAAUCGUCUGAGUUUGAAGUACGAGGUCGUUCACGAACACCUGAACGACGUUCUAAUUUACGUUCGACAACAACAUAUCUACAUAACGAUUAUGAUUCUCACAAUUUAGAUGAUGAAUUUCAUUCGACUAUAGAUUGUGCUAUAUGUCGAUUACAUCGUAUGCAUAGCGAACAAAAUCAAAGAGCCAAAUCUUUAGAGCAGCAACAUUUUACGACAAAGUCCAAACAUAAAUUAUAUUCACCGGCUGUCUACUCGCGUAGUACAUCGCCUUAUUUGACAAGUACGACAUUAGCUCGAGAUCCAUUUCAUUAUUGUCACCGACAAUCGCCAGCAGGCAAACUAAGCGACAAAGUGCUUCAUACUCUUCGACGUAAUCUGGAAUCUUAUAGUACUCAGCCAUGGCAUAAGUAUUAUUCAGCUUUUCGUUAUGCGGAUGGCCAUUGUGAUGUUGAUGGUGAUGAUGAGUUACUUGAACGAAGUCGUCGACUCACACAAUAUUAG
Rotaria socialis is the source of this 1500-nucleotide messenger RNA. The record is from the annotation of a GenBank genome assembly. Lineage: Eukaryota; Metazoa; Rotifera; Eurotatoria; Philodinida; Philodinidae.